Molecule: messenger RNA, 3681 nt
Organism: Charadrius vociferus (killdeer)
Lineage: Eukaryota; Metazoa; Chordata; Aves; Charadriiformes; Charadriidae
Gene: DSEL
Product: dermatan sulfate epimerase-like
Exons: 1
Coding region: 1-3681 (1226 amino acids)
Molecular function (GO): chondroitin-glucuronate 5-epimerase activity; sulfotransferase activity
Source: RefSeq, a predicted model, not a curated record
AUGGCUCUGAUGUUCAUGGGGCAUACUUUAUUUCUAGCAUUAAUGAUGUUUGCUGUCUUCACUUUUGAAGAAUCUGUAAGCAAUUACUCUGAUUGGGUGACUUUCACAGAAAACGUAGAUCGAUAUGAAAAACAGCAACUUGAAGGUCUUAGCGCUGAGCAGAAGCUGAAAAAAACGGUUCUGCAUCCAAGCUUGUAUUUCGACGCCGAAGAUGUGCAGGCACUGAGGCAGAAGGCUCAUACAAGCCAUUCGCAUCUGUUCAGAGCCAUCAGAAGUGCAGUGAUGGUUAUGCUGUCCAACCCAUCAUACUACCUACCUCCACCCAAGCACGCUGAUUUUGCUGCAAAGUGGAAUGAGAUUUACGGUAACAAUCUGCCUCCUCUAGCAUUUUAUUGUUUGCUGUGCCCUGAAGAUAAAGCUGCGUUUGACUUUGCCCUGGAAUAUAUGGAUAGAAUGGCUGGCUACAAAAACUGGUUGGUUGAGAAUGCACCGGGAGAUGAAGUGCCACUCGGUCACUCCCUAACAGGAUUUGCCACUGCUUUUGACUUCUUGUAUAACUCACUGGGAAAUGAGAGAAGGCAAAAAUACCUGGAGAAGAUAUGGUCUGUAAGUGAGGAAAUGUAUGAGUACUCAAAGGUUCGUUCCUGGGGAAAGCAGCUUCUCCAUAAUCAUCAAGCAACCAACAUGCUUGCUUUGCUUAUUGGGGCUUUAGUUGCAGGGGUGGACAAAGGAUCUCAGGCAAAUAUUUGGAAACACACUGUUGUUGAUGUAAUGGAGAAAACGAUGUUUCUGCUCAAUCAUAUUGUAGACGGGUCUCUGGAUGAGGGAGUAGCUUAUGGGAGUUACACAGCCAAGUCAGUAACCCAGUAUGUUUUCCUGGCUCAGCGCCACUUUGGUAUUAACAACUUGGAGAAUAACUGGCUCAAAGCGCACUUUUGGUUUUACUAUGCCACACUGUUACCAGGCUUUCAGAGGACUGUGGGUGUAGCAGAUUCUAAUUACAACUGGUUUUAUGGUCCUGAGAGCCAGCUGGUGUUCUUGGAUAAGUUUGUCAUGAAGAAUGGAGCUGGCAACUGGCUGGCACAGCAGAUUAGGAAACACAGACCCAAGGACGGGCCAAUGGUGCCAUCCACUGCGCAGAGGUGGAGUACACUACACACUGAAUUUAUUUGGUACGCUGCCGAAAUCACUCCUCAGCCGCCUCCUGAUUACGGUACUGCUAAAAUGCAUGUGUUUCCUAACUGGGGAGUUGUUACUUAUGGGGCUGGAUUGCCAAACAGUCAGACCAACACCUUUGUGUCCUUUAAGUCUGGAAAACUUGGUGGACGUGCUGUCUACGAUAUUGUUCACUUUCAACCGUAUGCCUGGAUUGACGGGUGGAGAAGUUUCAAUCCGGGACAUGAACAUCCUGAUCAGAACUCUUUCACUUUUGCUCCCAAUGGACAGGUGUUUGUAUCUGAGGCUCUUUAUGGACCUAAACUCAGCCACCUGAACAAUGUCUUGGUCUUUGCUCCAUCACCUACGAGCCAGUGCAACCAGCCUUGGGAGGGACAGCUUGGCGAGUGUGCCCAGUGGCUGAAGUGGAUUGGUGAUGAGGUUGGAGACUCAACUGGAGAAAUCAUAACAGCCUCCCAGGCUGGAGACAUGAUGUUUGUGAGUGGUGAGGCAGUAUCUGCUUACACAUCAGCAAUGAAAUUGAAAAGCGUGUAUCGCGUUUUGCUGCUCUUAAAUUCUCAGACCUUGUUAGUAGUAGACCAUAUCGAGAAGGAGGAAGACUCUCCUGUUAAUUCUGUCAGUGCCUUUUUUCAUAAUCUUGACAUUGAUUUUAAAUACAUACCCUAUAAAUUUAAGAACAAAUACAAUGGAGCUAUGAUGGAUGUGUGGGACGCCCACUACAAGAUGUUUUGGUUUGAUCAUCAUGGGAGUAGUCCUGUUGCUAGGAUACAGGAGGCAGAACAAGCUGCUGAAUUCAAAAAGCGAUGGACUCAGUUUGUAAAUGUUACCUUUCCAAUGAAAAACACACUUACAAGGAUUGUUUACCUUUUCUAUGGCCCAUAUGUCAAUGUUUCUAACUGCAGACUCAUAGAUAAUGCAAAAUCUGGAUUUCAGAUUUUGCUCAGUGUCAACAACACUGAAAACACCAUCUCUGUUGUGACUGAAUAUCAGAAUUUAAAGACAAGGUUCGAUUACUUGGGAUUUGGUGGCUUUGCCAAAGUAGUUCAUGAAAACAAAGUGACCAAGUUUGGUCUAGGUACUGCAUCUGUUGAAAAACAGAUAAAAAAUAAUAGGGUGGUUUUCCCAUUUGGAUUCAAAGUGAGCAUAAUUGCAGGGUUAAUUUUGGGUGUUAGUUUGGUCAUACUGGCUUUUCAGUGGCGGUUUUACAUAUCCUUCAGUAAAAUGUUGCGUUGGAUCCUGAUACUGGUUGUCACACUGUGGCUUAUUGAAUUGGUGGAUGUGUGGAGCAUGUGUACUCAGCCCAUCUGUGCAAAAUGGAGCAGUGACAUGACAAGGCUACAACAUGAUAAAGGCAAUAAAGCCAAACAAUUAGAAGGAAACCAUGUUGUUUUGCCAGAUGUGAUCAUUACUGCACUUCCCGCCUCUGGAGCAGAAAUUUUAAAACAGCUGUUUUUCAACAGCAGUGACUUCUUAUACAUCAGAAUACCUACACCCUAUCUCGAAAUUCCUCAGACUGAAUUUGAAAUUGAUUCCUUUGUAGAUCCAUGUGAAUGGAAGGUUUCUGAUGUCCAGAACGGUCAUUUUCGUCUUAUCCAAGGGUGGCUCCAGUCUCUAGUUCGAGGCACAAAAUUACAUUUACAAAACAUUCAUUUGUAUGAAGCCAGCAGAAGUAAAGUUGCUCAGCAUUCUGCCAUAAGCAAGGACAAAAGGAAAAGAUUCAAAAAGAGAGAAUCUCUGUCAGAGCAAAGAAGCAGGGCAAGAGGGAGUCCAGAUAAAGAUGCUGAAUAUAUUAGGGAACUGAGAAGGCACCUCGUCUAUUAUCCUAAUGCACGACCUGUGCUUAGUUUAAGCAGUGGGAGCUGGACGUUAAAGCUUCCCUUCUUUCAGGAAAUCCUAGGACCAUCAAUGAGAGCAUUAUACAUAGUAAGGGACCCACGGGCGUGGAUCUAUUCGAUGUUGUACAAAAAUAAGCCAAGCCUUUACUCCUUGAAAAAUGUUCCACAACGCUUGGCUGCAAUAUUUAAAGGGGAAAAUGGUAAAGGAAAAUGUAGUGUAAAUGAAGGCUAUGCCUUUGAAUAUGAAUCAUUAAGAAAAGAACUUUCAAAUUCUAAUUCAAAUGCUGUUUCUGUCUUGUCCUAUUUAUGGCUAGCAAACACAGCAGCAGCACUGAGAAUAAAUGAGGACUUGCAGCCAACAAAUUAUCAGCUGGUCAAGUUUGAAGAUAUUGUGAGCUUUCCUCAGAAGACAGCUGAAAGAAUUUUUGCCUUUCUUGGUAUUCCUCUUCCUCCUGCUAGUUUAAACCAAAUAUUAUUUGCCACCUCCACCAGUCUUUUCUAUCUUCCUUAUGAAGGGGAAAUUUCACCAAGUAGCAUUCAUGCCUGGAAACAAAACAUGCCCAAUGAAGAGAUUAGACGGAUUGAAGAUAUCUGUUGUUCUCUAAUGGACCACUUAGGAUACCCAAAGUUUAUAGAACAAAUGCUGCCGGUCAGCAGAAAUUUGCACUAA